This is a messenger RNA of Panicum virgatum (switchgrass), 1218 nucleotides long. RefSeq names its product BTB/POZ domain-containing protein At1g01640-like. The record is from RefSeq and is a predicted model, not a curated record. The transcript is spliced from 3 exons. Gene Ontology annotation, molecular function: protein binding. NCBI's taxonomy places the organism in Eukaryota, Viridiplantae, Streptophyta, Magnoliopsida, Poales, Poaceae. Bases 104 to 1072 code for a protein of 322 amino acids.
GCAACCACCGCAUACCAGUUCUGGAAAAAGAAAUAGCAGCACACCAUCCUUUCCUGCUGCCUCUUCCUCCCGUCAUUCUUAUACCCUCACCCAACGAAAAGCAAUGGAGAACAGCUUGUUGUUAGCAUCAUUGCAGUUGCAGAAGCAGAAGCAGAGGGAGGAGGAGGACGACGACAAAGGAAAGGAAAGGAAAGGAAGGCAAGGAGGAAUCAGCGGAGGUAGCAGAAUCAUGGAUUGCUGCAUCUGCAGCCCCAUGGCCACCAUGUACAGGCUACCGAGGAACGCUAUCUGUGGUCCUUGCCAUGAAGGUGCCAAGGCCAUCAUCGGCUUCCUGAACAGGGAUGAGGAGCGAGAAGAUGGUGGCCAUGGUUCUGUCAACUCCCACGGGCCAUCCAAGCUUAACAGCUCAAACAAGGGAAUGAGAGAUGCAUGGGAGCAGGUGAAGGAGAUGAGAGACAGGGCGGAGGAGACCAACCAGAGAGCCGCCUUCCUUGAGCACGGCUUGGCGCUGGCGUGGAAGGAGGGAAUCCACACCGACAUCGUCGUGAAACCUGGCACUGGGCCCCCAAUCCCAGCCCACAAGGCCAUCCUGGCCGCCAGGUCGGAGGUGUUCCGGCACAUGCUGUCCGGCGACGAGCACUGCAAGGCCCCCGCCGGCGACUCCUUCUCCCUCCCUGAGCUCUCCCACGGCGAGCUCUCCCUCCUCCUCGCCUUCCUAUACACCGGCGCCCUCGACCAGGACCUGCCGGAGCGCCAGCUGCACGCGCUUCUCGUCGCCGCCGACAAGUACGACGUCGCGUUCCUGCGGCGGGCCUGCGAGGCGAGGCUGGCGGCGCGCGUGGAGCCCCGGAACGCGCUGCGGACGCUGGAGGUGGCCGAUCUGAGCUCAAGCGCGGUGCUGAGGGAGCGCGCCAUGGAAACCGUGGUGGAGCACGCGGAGCAGGUGGUGUUCUCGCCGGAGUACGACGAGUUCGCCGUCAGGAACGCCGGGCUGUGCGUGGAGAUCACCCGGGCGCUGCUGGCCGCCAAGAUGACGACGACGACAACUAAAUCGGAUCCCCAUGAAGCAUAGAUCGAGGAUGUGUAGAAGAGCUCUUGCUUAAUUAGUUUUGACUUUUGAUCGAGUGAUACGUGUACAUGGAUAUAUAUGUCUGAAACUCUGAAGCAUCCAUGCAUUAUAUUGCAAAUUUGCAACUGCAACACACAGGAAAGUGUUAA